AUGGCGAGCCUCAAGCAUGCGCUGGGGUCCGACCCGCUCCAGUCCAACAUCUCAAGCAAGGUCUAUGUCCGGUCCACUAGAAGCGGCAAGGUGCAGAAGAUUGUGCGCGAGGUCUACCUACGGCAGGACAUCCCUUGCUCCUCAAGGCUAUGCAGCACAUGCCUGAACAAUGCCCCCAGAGAUGCGGCAGGAAAUCGUGAGUUGCAUCUGUCUCAAAAAAAGGAAAUGUCGCCAAGGCAGCGCGAACUAACCAAGUCACUUGCUCAAGUGGCCCCGUUUGUCUUGUCAGAAAAGCCUGCGGCAACCAAGCAGUUCCCACAGGGGCACUACCUGGUCCCGGACACCAACGCUUUCCUGAGCGCCAUGGACUUGUUUGAGCACGCGUCUGCUUUCUACGAUGUGAUCGUGCUGCAGGUCGUUCUGGAGGAGGUCCGCAACCGGUCUCUGCCUUUGUACAACCGUCUCGUCGGGCUCGUCAAGAGUGACGACAAGCGGUUCUACGUCUUCUUCAACGACUUCCGUCUCGAGACCUACGUCACGCGAGAACCCCAGGAGUCAGUGAACGAUCGGAAUGACCGCUCCGUACGGCAAGCCGUCAAGUGGUAUGGCGAGCACCUGACCUCCGCCGUCAAGGGAAAGAAGUGUCCAGCGGUGGUGAUGCUCAGCAAUGACAGAGACAACCUCAAGAAGGCACGGGCCGACGGUCUUGCGGCUUGCUCUCUGAGGGAGUAUGUUGAGAGUCUUCCAGACGGCGAGAGCCUCGUGGAUAUGAUUCCCGAAGCACAGGACCGCGAGAUCACACGGGAGAGGAAGCCUGGCGAUCACCUAUAUGCUGAGUAUCUCACCAUGUCCAAGAUGAUGACGGGUGUGAAGAGCGGCUUGCUGCACCAAGGCAUUUUCAAUGUCUCUCCAUACAACUACUUGGAAGGCUCCAUCAGAGUCCCUGCCUUCCCCAAGGCUCUCCUGAUUCUGGGACGGGAGAACAUCAACCGUGCAGUGGAUGGCGAUGUGGUGGUAGUGGAAGUCCUACCCAAGGACCAGUGGAAGGAGCCUUCCACCCAGAUCAUUGAAGAGGAGACUAUUACGAAGAACGAGAACGCUGACGCUGAUGGCGAUGAGGCGGAAGACAUCAUUUCAGAGAAGGAGCGCAAGGCCCUGCAGGAGGAGGUCAAGCGCACCCACUCCAAGAGCACCGAGGGUCAUGCGCAACCGACAGCAAAGGUUGUGGGCAUCAUUAAGAGGAAUUGGCGGCAAUAUGUUGGCCACAUUGACCAAUCCUCCGUCAGCAAAUCCGCCAACCAGGGACGAAAACAAGAGACUGUCUUCUUGAUACCGAUGGACAAGAAGAUCCCCAAGAUACGACUUCGCACGAGGCAGAUAGGAGAACUCCUUGGCAAGCGCAUUCUUGUCACGAUGGAUGCGUGGGAUCGGGAUUCGAGGCAUCCGGUGGGGCACUUUGUCCGCUCCCUGGGUGAGAUGGAGAGCAAGGCUGCUGAGACCGAGGCUCUCCUUCUCGAGUAUGACGUGCAGUAUCGACCGUUCCCCAAGACCGUCCUGGACUGUCUCCCUAAGGAGGGACACGACUGGAGGGUACCUGCCAGCACCGACGAUCCGGGCUGGCGGGACCGCCAAGAUCUUCGAGAUCUUCUCAUCUGCAGUAUCGACCCUAUCGGUUGCCAGGAUAUCGACGAUGCGCUCCAUGCUCGCUCCCUACCCAACGGCAACUUUGAAGUCGGUGUCCACAUUGCGGAUGUCUCGCACUUUGUCAAGCCGAACAAUGCCAUGGACACGGAAGCUAGCGUCCGCGGUACGAGUGUGUACCUCGUCGACAAGCGUAUCGACAUGCUUCCGAUGUUGCUGGGUACCGACCUCUGCUCACUGAAACCCUAUGUCGAGCGGUACGCAUUCUCAGUGAUCUGGGAGAUGACACCUGCGGCGGACAUUGUCGAUGUGCGCUUCACAAAGUCGGUCAUCAAGUCAAGAGAGGCAUUCAGCUACGAACAAGCGCAGCUGCGUGUCGACGACGUAUCGCAGCAGGAUGAUCUCACCAAGGGCAUUCGGACGCUGAUGAUGCUGUCCAAGGUGCUCAAGCAAAAGCGUAUGGACGCUGGUGCUCUGAGCCUGUCCUCCCCCGAGGUCAAGGUGCAGAUGGAGUCUGAGACCUCGGACCCGAUCGACAUCAAGACCAAGGUCCACCUGGACACUAUGUCGCUCGUCGAGGAGUUCAUGCUGCUCGCCAACAUCUCGGUGGCUGGCAAGAUCUACUCGGCCUUCCCGCAGACGGCGAUCCUGCGGCGCCACGGCGCGCCGCCCAAGACCAACUUUGACGAGCUGGCGAACCAGCUCAAGGUCAAGAAGGGCAUGGAGCUGCGCGUCGACUCGUCGCGCGCGCUGGCCGACAGCCUCGACACGUGCGUCGACCCGGCGGAGCCCUUCUUCAACACGCUCGUGCGCAUCAUGGCGACGCGCUGCAUGAUGUCGGCCGAGUACUUCUCGGCCGGCACGCAGGCCUACCCGGAGUUCCGCCACUACGGCCUCGCCUCGGAGAUCUACACGCACUUCACCUCGCCCAUCCGGCGCUACGCCGACCUCGUCGCCCACCGCCAGCUCGCGGCCGCCAUCGGCUACGAGGCCAUGCACCCCUCGGUGCGCUCGCGCGGCAAGCUCGAGGCCGUCUGCCGCAACAUCAACGUGCGCCACCGCAACGCGCAGCUGGCCGGCCGGGCGAGCAUCGCGUACUACGUCGGGCAGGCGCUGCGCGGCAAGGUCGCCGAGGAGGAGGCGUUCGUCAUGAAGAUCUUUGGCAACGGGUUCGUCGUGCUGGUGCCGCGCUUCGGCAUCGAGGGCGUCAUCCGGCUGCGCGACAUGGCGGGCGCCGGCGAGCCCGAGCCGGCGGCCAGCUUCGACGCCGAGGCGUACACGCUCCGGAUCUCCGCCCUGGGUGGUGGUGGUGGUAGCAAGAAGGAGGUUACGGUGGAGCUGUUCCAGAAGGUGCGGGUUAAGAUCUCGGACGAAAAGGACGAGGCUACGGGCAAGAGGGGGGUCAAGAUGGAGCUUGUUGUUUAA
Molecule: messenger RNA, 3066 nt
Organism: Thyridium curvatum
Lineage: Eukaryota; Fungi; Ascomycota; Sordariomycetes; Thyridiales; Thyridiaceae
Exons: 1
Coding region: 1-3066 (1021 amino acids)
Biological process (GO): rRNA catabolic process
Cellular component (GO): nuclear exosome (RNase complex); cytoplasmic exosome (RNase complex)
Molecular function (GO): RNA binding; 3'-5'-RNA exonuclease activity; endonuclease activity
Source: RefSeq, a predicted model, not a curated record